AUGAGGAUAGUGUGUAAGGACGUGACGGCGGAGACGCUGUACGACGUCCUCCAUGACACCAACUACCGCAGGAAGUGGGACACCAACAUGAUCGACACGUACGACAUCGGCAGGCUGACCGCCAACGCCGACAUCGGAUAUUACUCCUGGAAAUGCCCGAGCCCUCUGAAGAACAGAGACUUUGUGACGAUGAGAUCUUGGCUUCCUCUCGGCAACGACUACCUGAUCAUCAACUACUCCGUCAAACACCCGCAACAUCCCCCUAAGAAGGACUACGUCCGAGCCGUGUCCCUACUGACCGGAUACCUGAUCCAGUCCAACGGAGCCAACUGCUCCACCCUGUACUACCUGACCCAGGUGGACCCCAAAGGUUCGUUACCUAAGUGGGUGGUGAACAGAGUCUCCCAGUUUGUGGCGCCAAAGGCGAUGAGGAAGAUCUACAAGGCGUCCCUGAAGUAUCCGGAGUGGAAGAGGAAGCACAACCCGAACCUGAAGCCGUGGAUGUUCCCGGAGCAGAACACGCUGCCCUGCGUCAGCGUGUCGGAGCUGACGCUGCAGCGAGCCGACUCUCUGGAGAACAUCGACGAGAGCGGCCUGAGCGAGGAGACGCGCCACAGCGACGAAGAGACUUAGACCUCCCGACAGACUGACACGGCGACGCUCCUCCUGUCUGAUUUCCUGUUUGUUGGUCACGCUGAUGAGAGCCGGACUGUUUCUAUCUGAUCACGUUUGACCUUCUCCGAUGACCUGUCAGUUUUAUUUCCCAUCAGCACGUCUGUCUGUAACGUUCAGUGUUAAACGGGUUUUUCCAGCUUCAGUUGGUUCAGCUGAUGAUGAAAGCCUCUGCACAUCCUCGCAGGUGUUCUCAGGCGAUCUGCUCACUAAACAGCAUGUUCUAACAAGGUUAUUUUUGACUUUUUUCUAAAUUGUAUUCUCUUUUGCAUCAAUAAAAAGAACAUACAGUGGAA
Molecule: messenger RNA, 968 nt
Organism: Micropterus dolomieu (smallmouth bass)
Lineage: Eukaryota; Metazoa; Chordata; Actinopteri; Centrarchiformes; Centrarchidae
Gene: stard15
Product: StAR-related lipid transfer (START) domain containing 15
Exons: 5
Coding region: 1-633 (210 amino acids)
Molecular function (GO): lipid binding
Source: RefSeq, a predicted model, not a curated record